UUUUAUCGACACGCAUACUCUUUUCUUAUAAACCAAAUCUUGUCUACCUUCCAAUCCGUAAAGUAUCCAACCUCGUAUUGAUAGUUACAUACAUAUAACAUGGCUGACCCUUCGCAUCAUCAUCAUCAUGACAGCCAAACGCCCUUUCAAUCUCUUCCUCCUCCACCACCGCAGCCACCGCAUUUGAUAUCUAACAUUAAGAAGGUUCAAAAACUCCCCUCCGCUAGCUCCUCCACCUCCGCCAGUCGCUCCACCAAUGGAAAGCACCCAAUAUACCGUGGAAUAAGGAGCCGAAGUGGAAAAUGGGUAUCAGAGAUUCGUGAGCCCCUGAAGACCACGCGUAUAUGGCUAGGAACUUACCCUACACCGGAAAUGGCUGCUGACGCCUAUGAUGUGGCCGCGCUGGCCCUUAAAGGCAGUGAAAAAACAGUACUGAACUUCCCGAAAUAUGUUAGCUCUUAUCCGGUGCCACCUUCGCCUUCAGCGCCGGAUAUUCGAAGAGCAGCCGCCAAUGCGGCAGCGUUGAUGAAGUUAGAGGGUGGCAGUGGCACGGAGGCUGCUGUCGGACAGCCGGCGAAUAAUGAAUCAGCAAAUGAAUUAAUUGGGAACAAUGACCAUAAUUUUGUAGAUGAGGAGGAACUUUUUGAUAUGCCAAAUCUGCUGGUGGAAAUGGCCAAGGGAAUGUUGGUUAGCCCACCAAGAAUGACCUCGCCGCCGUUGAGUGACUCCGAC
Messenger RNA from Olea europaea var. sylvestris, 732 nucleotides. RefSeq names its product ethylene-responsive transcription factor ERF027-like. The transcript has a single exon. Gene Ontology annotation, biological process: regulation of DNA-templated transcription. The annotation marks the transcript as partial. The record is from RefSeq and is a predicted model, not a curated record. Gene Ontology annotation, molecular function: DNA binding; DNA-binding transcription factor activity. Lineage: Eukaryota; Viridiplantae; Streptophyta; Magnoliopsida; Lamiales; Oleaceae.